Molecule: messenger RNA, 2282 nt
Organism: Patella vulgata (common limpet)
Lineage: Eukaryota; Metazoa; Mollusca; Gastropoda; Patellidae
Product: histone PARylation factor 1
Exons: 4
Coding region: 41-670 (209 amino acids)
Biological process (GO): regulation of protein ADP-ribosylation; DNA damage response
Cellular component (GO): nucleus
Molecular function (GO): histone binding; poly-ADP-D-ribose binding
Source: RefSeq, a predicted model, not a curated record
CCAGUUUCACUUGGGUUAUUAUAGAGAUGACCCUGCAGAAAUGCCAGCUUUUGUAGCAGCUAAUUCAGCUAAAGAAAAUGGUAACAUAGUAUUUCGAGGACAGAAUUUGUUUGCUUCAUUAAAAUAUUUUCUAGAAGAGAAAAUUAAAUCAAAAGAUGUGAGUUCUGACUUGAAAAAGAAAACAGAAAGUUUAUUAAAGAGAUUUCUAGAAUAUGCAGAGGAGCAUGGGAUGGACUUGGAUUAUAAAAGUCAGGUUACUAAAAAUAGAGACAAGAAGGUUGUAUGUAAAACGUUACAUGGAGCAGGUAUAGUUGUACCAGUAGAUGAGAACGAAGUGGGCUAUAGACCAGUACCUGAAACCCCAGCUGAUUUGAGGAAAAUGUUGAGAAAAAUAGCAGAGAGUAAAACUGAUAAAGAAAGAGAUAAGAACUUUGAACCUCUACAAGAAUUAAUAACAUAUAUACAGUUUGCUAAUGAUGAGUGUGACUACGGUGAGGGACUAGAACUAGGAUUAGAUUUAUUCACACAUGGUGGAAGUGUCUUCCAUACCACUAUUUUAUCUUUAUUACCGCUAGCCUAUCAGUUACUACGAAGAGAUGAAUAUUCAAAAAUUAUUGAAGCUCAUAUAAAAAAACGAAGACAUAUAGCAGAUUUAAGUGAACUGGUUUAAUGUCCAUGUUUCGGUGCUGAUUUUUUUGAUUGAGCAGAAGACUAUUUGCGAACAUUAAAUAUAAAUUCAUAAAUUGAGUUUCAAUAAUUUUUAAUCUGGUUAAAACACAGAUCCUAUUACGUUUCGUUUUUAUAGUUCAAAAUUUUGUUUUACUUGUCUGUACUACACUAGGAUCUGGAGGAGAUGUUAUCAUUGACGUGUUCUGGAUGAUUUGAGGGAUUAGCCAAUGAAACGGUCUGUUACGGCGAGUUCUAGGCCUUUUUAUGCACGGAUCUGAGGGUAAACCACUAGAAACGUCAACGCUGAUUGAUUAAUCAAUGUCUGACAUCAUAUGGUCAAAAGCCGCUCGUUAGACCCCUGAAGUAAACUCCCACUGUAACUUGUCAGAUCUUCAUGUAGUGUAGGCCAUCGAAAGUAUAAAAAAAACGGAACGAAAUAUAGAUUUGUAUUUUAAUCAGAUUGAAUAAUUUGUUAAUUUGCUAAAUUAUGCCAUCUCAAAAAGUUAAUGUAAUCUAAUCUUUUUAAUAUGUUCAUUUGCUAAAUCAUUACUCCCCAGAAAGUUCAUGUCUAUUAAUUUUUAAGUAAGUCGUACAUCAGUGCAUCUCAGAAGGUUAAUUGUUGUCUAUGAAUUUGUUACAUUCAUAUAAUCUAUUAAUUUUUAAGUAAGUCGUACAUCAGUGCAUCUCAGAAGGUUAAUUCUUAUCUAUGAAUUUGUUACAUUCAUAUCAUCUAUUAAUUUGUUAAUUAAAUUGUUAAUUUGAUAAAACACUGCAUCCACAGAAUGUUCACACAACCUAUUAAAUUGUUUAUUUGUUACAUCAUUGCAUCCACAGAAGAUUUUUUAAUUGUUAAUUUGAUAAAACAUUGCAUCCACAGAAAUUUCAUGUAAUCUAUUAAUUUGUAAUCAUUUCACCCCAGAAAGUUCAUGCCAUCUAUUAAUUUGUUAAUUUGAUUCAUCAUUUCAACCCAGAAAGUUCAUAUAUUCUAUAUAUUUGUUAAUUUGAUAGAUCAUUGCAUCACCAAGAUUUGUGUAAUCUGUUAAAUUGUUGAUUCGAUAAACAGCCUUCAAAUAUCCCUAUAAUCAUUUAAUUUGGUAAUUUGAUAGAUCAUUACAUCACCAAGAUUUGUGUAAUCAUUUAAUUUGUUGCAUCACCAAGAUUUGUGUAAUCAUUUAAUUUGUUAAUUUAAUACAUUGUUACAUCCCAGAAAGUUAAUGUAAUCUUUAUAAUGUAUUUGUAUUUCAUUGUCCAUUUAAACUUAAAUGUAACAUUGUAAGGUUAUAAAAUUGACAUGUACUGAUAUAAAUGCUGUUAACAUCAAUCUAUUUUACACAACCGUAUUAACAUUGAUAAAAGGCACUUUAAUUGUCAAAGUUGGGGUCAGAAUCGGCACCAUGACAUCCACUAUGAACAGAAUGGGAUCAAGUGAAGAUCCAUUAAUGUUUGCCUUCAUAAUUAUUAGUCUAAUUAUUAGUGAAUUAUGAAAUUGAUUUAAUAUUUACAUAAUUUAGAUUUUAAUAAUGAGUUGCAUUCACAUAAAUAAUGUUACUGUCAUUGUGUAUUUCCUUGUUUCUUUAAAUAAAAAAUGGCAGCUUAUCAGCAUAAACUGAAAA